Messenger RNA from Aureobasidium melanogenum CBS 110374, 1074 nucleotides. RefSeq lists its product as uncharacterized. The record is from RefSeq and is a predicted model, not a curated record. The transcript has 4 exons. Lineage: Eukaryota; Fungi; Ascomycota; Dothideomycetes; Dothideales; Saccotheciaceae. Bases 1 to 1074 code for a protein of 357 amino acids.
AUGUCCAACAAGCCCAUCUUCGUGGCUACUCACCCGAGAGCAUGCUCGACGGCAUUCGAGCGAGUCUUCAUGACUCAGCGGGAAACACUGCAAUGCGUCCACGAGCCAUUUGGCGACGCCUUUUACUUCGGUCCCGAGAGACUCAGCGUCAGAUACGAGGAAGACCAGAAGGCCCGCGCAGAGAGCGGCUUUGAGAACUCGACAUACAAGUCCAUCUUCGACAACAUCAUGAAGGAGAACGAAGAGGGAAAACGCAUCUUCAUCAAGGACAUCACCCACUACCUGUCUCCCCCUGACGGCAAGCCCGCAUCCAUCGCUCCCUCAUUGAUGCAAGUCAAGCGUGGUGUUGGCACUAAUGGCAGCAACCCUUUGACGGACAUUGCCAAUGGUUCCAAGGGCUCCGAGACCAACGUUGCCGUGAAGGACUCUCCUCCCUAUCCCUAUGCCACAGAAGCCGAACCUGGAAAUCCCACCGUCGUGCCGACCGAAAUCUUGAACAAGUUCCAUUUCGCCUUCCUCAUCCGUCACCCCAAGCACAGCAUUCCCAGCUACUGGAGAUGCACUAUUCCUCCGCUCGACGCCAUAACCGGCUUCUACAACUUCAUGCCUUCUGAGGCUGGAUACGACGAGCAGCGCCGCUUGUUCGACUACCUCCGUUCUUGUGGCCAGAUCGGUCCCAAGCUUGCAGGCAAGGACGGCGAGCAGAAGAGUGGAGUUGCAGACAUCUGUGUCAUUGACGCUGACGAUCUCUUGGACAACCCAUCGGCAAUCCUCGAGCAAUUCUGCAAGAGCGUCGGUAUUGAAUACUCUCCCAGCAUGCUGAACUGGGACAACGAAGAGGACCACACCCAAGCCAAGGAGGCAUUCGAGAAGUGGAAAGGCUUCCAUGAGGACGCCAUCAACUCAACCGAGCUCAAGCCACGAACUCACAAGAAGGCCGAGAAGAGCGACGAACAGCUUUACGCCGAGUGGACCGAGAAGUACGGCGAGGAAGCUGCCAAAAUUAUCCAAAAGACCGUUGCAGACAACAUCAAGGAUUACGAGCACAUGAAGCAGUUUGCCAUCAAGGUAUAA